Molecule: messenger RNA, 183 nt
Organism: Penicillium digitatum Pd1
Lineage: Eukaryota; Fungi; Ascomycota; Eurotiomycetes; Eurotiales; Aspergillaceae
Source: RefSeq, a predicted model, not a curated record
AUGAAGAACCCGUUGCACAACCCGCUGCCUGCCUCACUAUCUAGUAUUAUCCCCCGUGCCACUGCCACUCACCUGGCUGAUUCCAAACUGACCAUGUUCCACAGGCGAGUGCAAAAAAGCCGCUGCGAUUAUCGAAUCCUUCAUCAACCCGAGCCUCAAAAUCGAUGGGCAAAUUCCACGUAA